Messenger RNA from Sycon ciliatum, 1800 nucleotides. RefSeq lists its product as uncharacterized. The coding region runs from base 1 to 1800 and encodes 599 amino acids. Gene Ontology annotation, molecular function: catalytic activity. Lineage: Eukaryota; Metazoa; Porifera; Calcarea; Leucosolenida; Sycettidae. The record is from RefSeq and is a predicted model, not a curated record. The transcript is spliced from 3 exons.
AUGAUGCUGGCAGAGACUUUCUUAACAACCUCCGUUUCCGAUGACAUCCUACGCAUACAGAAUUACACCCUGGUCAGACGCGACAGGCCAACUCAUGGCGGAGGCUUAGCAGCAUAUGUAAGAGAUCAUCUCCGAGCCCGAAUUGUGAAGGCUGACACCCAGGUGGAAAUGCUUAUGUUAGAGGUCAGUGGGCAGCGUUCCAAGGUUCUCCUUGGUGGUGUAUACCGUCCUCCAGGCACUCCUGUGCAAUUCUGGCAAGACUUGACGAAUGCACUGGACACUGUCAUCUCCACACUUCCCACGUCACCUCUGGUCCUUGUUGGAGACUUCAAUGUCGAUGUAAGUUCCCGCGACAGCCCCCAGCUAAACAGCUUGCUGCACCUGUGUAAUUCUUUCGACAUCAAGAACCAAGUGGACAGUCCUACCAGAAUUGGACCCCAAGGCAGCCAAACAACCCUGGAUAUCGCUCUGGUCGGAGACGAUCAUGUGAACUCUUGUGUCGUAGUGCCUUGUACAAUCAGUGACCACUUCGCUCUGGCACUUGAUUUGCGACUCACAACGUCCUGCACACCGACCGUGCGACGUGGCCGUAACAUUGCAAGAAUUGAUAUGGGUCAAUUUGCACACUACCUUCUAAAUAGCGAUCUAGAGAACUUCUGCUUUGCGCGGACAGAAGAUGAAAUGUGGGAUAUGUGGCUGGAGAAACUUGUCGCGGCCUUGAACACUCAUGCUCCUAUCCGUCUACACCGCCCAAGAGCUCCUACCCGGAAAUCCUUCCCCUGGAAGACGCCAGCUCUACAUGACCUAGUCCAGCGACGUGACACGGCCCAUCGACGGUGGAAAGCAUCACCUGCAGACCCGGCACUACGCAAUGUCUUCACUUCUGCCCGAGACGAAGCCAAGCGUAUGUCACGACAUCUCCGAGCCACCUACUUUAGGGACCUUCUUGCUGCUAGUCAGGCCAACGCACGAAAAACCUGGCAGACCAUCAACUACCUCAGCGGUCGUAACAAGUCCUCAGUUCCACCAGCCGUCAGUGUCUCACAGCUCAGUGACCAAUUCAGCGGUGUUGUGUCAGACCCAACUAGACCACUACGUCUCUCAGCCCCAUUGGGUCCCACAAAGAAGGAAUGCCUCGAAGAAUUUGCUCCAGCAAGUGUGCAAGAGAUCGCUAAGCUGCUCUCCAACAUCGACGUGCGCAAAGCUGCAGGCAGCGAUCAGGUUCCAGCUGCAAUCCUCAAACACUGUUCUCCUGUCCUUGCACCGUCCCUCACCAUACUAAUCAAUGCAUCUCUGGCUUCUGGUGUUGUUCCUGCAUCUCUGAAGAUUGCGGAUGUUCGUCCCUUCUUCAAGUCAGGCGACAAAGCUGUCGCUAAGAACUAUAGACCAAUAUCGUUAUUACCAAUAGUUUCCAAAGUCCUAGAACGGGUAGUCCACACGAGACUCUGGAUACUACACCUCACUACAGAGCAGAACCUCAAUACAGAGAAGAACCUCACUACAGAGCAGAACCUCACUACAGAGCAGAACCUCACUACAGAGCAGAACCUCACUACAGAGCAGAACCUCACUUCAGAGCAGAACCUCACUACAGAGCAGAACCUCACUACAGAGCAGAACCACACUACAGUGAGGGCUGUGUCCCACCCGCAUGUGUGCAUUCACAGGAAGUGUGAGUUACGAAGUCUGAAGAAAAUGUUGAACGGUCUCUGGUGGGACGAUGACUACACCGUAGCUCAGUGGCAAUCAGAUUGCGAAGAGCUGCGCUUCGGUCCUCUGAGCUGUGCUGAUGAGCUCUAA